Impatiens glandulifera is the source of this 3634-nucleotide messenger RNA. Its product is annotated as kinesin-like protein KIN-14F. Gene Ontology annotation, molecular function: ATP binding; microtubule motor activity; microtubule binding. The transcript has 18 exons. Gene Ontology annotation, biological process: microtubule-based movement. The record is from RefSeq and is a predicted model, not a curated record. NCBI's taxonomy places the organism in Eukaryota, Viridiplantae, Streptophyta, Magnoliopsida, Ericales, Balsaminaceae. Bases 165 to 3431 code for a protein of 1088 amino acids.
CCUGCAAAUUCUCUCUCUCUCUCUCUUCUACCUCUCGUAUUAAUGAAACUCAAGUGAACUGAAUCAGUAAUUUCAGUUCUCCAGAGAAGCCUUCUAGUUGCAGAUCGGAUCAUAUUCAAAAACUUCGCCGGAAAAUUGAAGAUUCCGCCGGAAAAUAAGAGAAAAUGCCGCAGGAGAACUCAUACGGCUCAAUCUUUCCAUCACCUUGUAAGAAUUUGAGAGGAUUGAAAGGCCUGAGUUCAAUCGUGAACGGUAACAGUUCCGACGAUUCAUUCGGCGAGGAAAUCAUCAGCGAUUAUGAAUUAGCACAGAGGAAAGCCGAAGAAUCAGCUUCGAGAAGAUACCAGGCUGUACAAUGGCUGCGCCAGAUGGACAACGGCGCAUCGGCCGUCCUGUCGAAGGAACCGUCCGAAGAGGAGUUAUGCUUGUCUCUGAGAAACGGUCUCAUCCUCUGCAAUGUCCUCAACAAAGUCAAUCCCGGAGCCGUCCACAAAGUGGUGGAAAAUCCUAUCCUAGAUAUUCUGUCGAAUGAAGCCGGAGCUCAGUCUGCGAUUCAGUACUUUGAGAACAUGCGGAAUUUUCUCUUAGCCGUUGGCAAUAUGAAACUCUUGACAUUCGAAGCCUCCGAUCUGGAGAAGGGAGGCUCUUCGAGCAAAGUGGUAGACUGCAUUCUUUGUUUGAAGGGUUAUUACGAGUGGAAACAAGCCGGAGGGACUGGGGUUUGGAGGUAUGGGGGGACGGUGCGUAUAGUAUCCUUCCCAAAAGGAUCACCAUCUGCUUUUGUUGGCAGCGAAAGUACUGACGAGUCCGUGGAUGAAUCUGAAUCCUCACAGUAUGAACAGCUAUUAGAGUUUCUCCAUCUUUCUGAUGAGGUUGCAGCUGAAGAAUCAAAUGCGGCUAAUGCUCUGAACAUUCUUUUUGAUGGUUUUGCACUUGGAAUUUUGAAAGCGUACCUUAGUGAAACAAAUGGAUUUGAGGACGUCCCUUUGAAUUCAAUGGUUAUUGAUGCUAUCCUCAGGAAAAUUGUAAAAGAUCUCUCAGCACAAAUUGUUUCUCAAGGCAUCAAGUUUGGCCAACAUCUGAAGAAAAUGCUAAAAGGUAGCGCUCCUCUAUCAAAAUCAGAGUUUUUAGAGGCUAUCUCUAAGUACAUUUGCCAGAAAACUAGAUUGCUACCUAAUGACAUAGCCAAGUACUGCAUUUGUGGUGGAAAACGUGAAGCAAUCAUGCAAAAUAGCACUCACUCUGUGGAUAACAUGGAAAAACUCUAUUCACAAGACAGACAGCUUGAGGAGCUAAAAUUGCGUUUCCAGCAAACAAAACAAGAAAUUGAGCUGGUUAAUUCUUCAUGGAUGGAAGAAUUCAAAAGGCUUGAACACCAUAUUAAGGGACUUGAAACAACCUCUUCUUCUUAUCACCAAGUGUUGGAGGAAAAUCGUUUACUUUACAAUCAAAUUCAAGACUUAAAAGGAACAAUUAGGGUUUACUGUAGAGUCAGGCCAUCCUUACCUGGACAAAAUGAUGGACAAUCAACGGUGGAUUAUAUUGGAGAAAAUGGGAACCUCAUGGUUGUUAAUCCUCAAAAACAAGGCAAAGAUGCAAGGAAAAUGUUCAAUUUCAAUAAGGUGUUUGGAACAAACGUGACCCAGGAACAAAUAUACAAAGAUACUCAACCAUUAAUCAGAUCUGUGCUUGACGGUUUCAACGUUUGUAUCUUUGCAUAUGGACAGACUGGUUCAGGAAAGACAUAUACAAUGAGUGGUCCUGACCUAAUGACUGAAGAUACCUGGGGAGUAAACUAUCGAGCUUUACGUGACUUGUUUCAAAUUUCAAAAAAAAGGGGAGACGUUAUACAGUAUGAAGUUGGAGUCCAGAUGAUUGAGAUUUACAAUGAACAAGUGAGGGAUCUAUUGGUCAUUGAUGGCUCCAAUAGACGAUUAGAAAUAAGAAACAACUCUCAACUGAAUGGCCUUAAUGUGCCUGAUGCAUGUUUGGUUCCUGUUAAGUGUACUGGAGAUGUACUUGAACUGAUGAAAAUAGGCCAUAGAAACCGAGCUGUAGGAGCUACGGCGUUGAAUGAGCGAAGUAGCCGUUCACAUAGUAUUUUGACAGUUCAUGUUAGAGGAAAGGAGUUAAUGUCUGGAACUAUUCUAAGGGGUUGUCUUCAUUUGGUUGAUCUUGCUGGAAGUGAGAGAGUGGAUAAAUCAGAGGCAGUUGGAGAAAGGCUGAAGGAAGCACAACAUAUUAAUAGAUCUCUUUCUGCACUUGGAGAUGUCAUCUCUGCUCUUGCACAAAAGAGUACACAUAUACCUUACCGGAAUAGCAAACUUACUCAAGUGCUGCAAGAUUCAUUAGGUGGUCAUGCUAAAACAUUGAUGUUUGUACAUAUAAAUCAUGGGGUUAAUGCUUUUGGUGAGACAAUAAGUACACUCAAGUUUGCAGAAAGGGUUGCCUCAAUAGAGCUUGGAGCUGCUCGAUCUAACAAAGAAAGUGGUGAAAUCCGAGAAAUAAAAGAAGAGGUCUCAAACCUCAAGUUGGCAUUAGAGAGAAAAGAAGCUGAAUUGCUUCAACUUAAAAGUGCACCCAACAGAUGCACCAUAGAUCCUCCCAAAAUCAGAACUGGCUCACCUUUUCACAUGCCUAGACAAGGGAAUAAUGCAACUUUGAAGCCUGAAAUUUCUCAGCCAGCUGUGGAUGACAGCAAAAGCUCCGAGGUUAGGAGCUCCUCUUCAGGAAAACAAAGAAAGUAUCGUCUUCCCUCCAAAUUCACUGACAGAGACAAUCUUAGAAAAGUUCCAUUUAUCACUGAAGAGAAGAAGCUGCUAGUAGUUUCUUCCAAAACAAGAUCACCAUCCCCUCCACCUUUAAGGAGGUCAAUGUCAACUGAUAGAGGGUCUGUUAUGAGAAGUGCAGUAAAGCCUGACCCAGUCGAAAACCAACCACUCCCUAGACGCCCAUUUCCAAUUGGAGUUUCUUGCAACAAAACUAUAGUUUCAUUACCAUUCACACAUUCUACAGAAAAAAAUGCAUCAAGGCAAGAUAACAUAUCUGAUGCAUACCUUAACUUACAGAGGACUUCUGUUAAGAAGUUUCAACAAGAGCAUGAAGAUGAGCAGGCUAAACAAGCUCUUAGUAUCAGAAAUGCAGGCUUUAGGACAAACAAACUAGAAAAUAAAGGCAAGGCUAAGAAUCAGCUACCAACUUCCACCACACUGAUAUAUGACACUGAAGGUGGCGGAAAAAUUGAGGAAACUGAAAAUGAGAAUAUCCUUGCCGGAGCUCCUCCUGUAUAUAGUGUUCUAAAGGUGAAAAAGCUUCCGAGGAACUCAUCAAGGAAUAAUUCUCAGAAUGUCGGGCCAAGAGAACCAGCUAAGGAAGGUGUGCCGGAAAUUAAGAGGAGCAGGUCUACUCCUCGUGGGAAACUCUUAGCUUAGAAUCCAUUUGCUUCUGUAAGUUCCAUUAAGUUAAUUCUUUAGUUUCUGUACAGUUUCUAUUUAUUUUAUUUAUUUUUCCAUUAAGAGCACAAAAUGAGUUUGAUUCCGAACCCUGAGGUGGUCGAGACACUUCUGUUUAUCGUAUAGUUUGUAUUCAAACAUCCUAAGAUCACUCUGGUAAAAGAUGAAAUGUGAUUUAUAUA